CCCACACACACAUUAACGGUGUGUUUCCUGAGAAGGGGAUAGUCCAGGGAAAACUAGGAAAAUACAUCAUCUGUCUAUCUACCUGCCCGUCAAGGAAUUGCUUUCCUCUUCUUUUACAGAGAUUGUGGAGCAAGAGCUGAGCGUGACAGAGUGUUAACAUUUCUGUCAGAGUCCUUACGUGCCAUCAGAAGUUAAAUCGUCGUUGUGCGCCCCUGACAUUGUUGUCGCCAGCUGGUGACAUCAACGCCACUAGUCCACGUCAUCGCUGCCCGUCCGUGACCUCAUCAUCGCCUGGCUGCGACGUCAUCAGUGAGAGCUGCUGAAAUCAUCAGGGAAAACAUGAGCAGCAACUACAGCGUCACUCUCUUAGGCCCCGCCCCCUGGGGCUUCAGACUUCAAGGAGGCAAGGACUUCAACAUGCCGCUCACCAUCUCAAGGCUGACUGAGGGUGGCAAGGCUACCAAGGGUGGCAUCGCUGUGGGAGACAUGGUCCUUUCAAUUGACGGUAUUGCCACAGAAGGCAUGAAUCAUCUGGAAGCCCAGAACAAGAUCAAGAGCUGCACAGGGAACCUCAGCCUCACCCUGCAGAAAGCCUCCAGUGUUUCCAAGCCUCCUCCAGUAGCACCCAAGGACAAAACAUCAGACAUCAUAAAGCCAGUGGCGCUCACCCAUCCCCCACCUCCAGCUCAUUCCCAUCUUCACCCCUCUAACCCCGCCACUGUCCCCUACAACAAACCUCCCACACCUUAUGGCGGCUGUGGAUUGGAGGGGGACUAUCCCCCCUCACGAUCCCACUUUACUGCUUCCAUCCCCUCUCCUUCAUCUGCUUUCACUCCUGCCUCCAUCACCCGUACCACCCCUCCCCCUCCCCCUCCUCCCAUCUCUUAUCCUUCCUCCUCCUCCUCCUGUUCCUCCUCCCCCCCCGGCCUUGUCCCACCCCAGCCAUCAGUCUAUAACACACCAAUCAACCUCUACUCCAAUGAGAAUGCAUGUGAGGUUGCCAUGGGACAGAGGCGGGGCCUGUUGGAGAGUCAGGGUGGAGCCUUACCCGUGCAGUUCAAUGGAGCUCCCAGGAAGCACAUUGUGGACACAGACAUUCAGUUUUACCAUGUGCCCUCUCAUGCCGAUGCCAGCAGGAAGCGCAUCACGGAGGACACAGAGGACUGGCGCCCACGCACCGGAACCACCCAGUCCAGAUCCUUUCGAAUCCUGGCCCAGAUCACAGGCACAGAGAGCGCUCAAGAACAAAAGACUGACAUGGCCAAAAAGACAAAUGAGGAGGCCGAGGAGACUGAACUCAAUAGUCAUGAGUCUGCUGCUAUCAAGACAAUGUCCAAAGGACCUGCAACCGCUCAGGACCGAGGUCCACUGACUGGUUUGAUCACCCCAUCCUUUGCAAUGAAAGGUAACAGUACCACCACCAGUGUCCCCCGGGGGCCCAUCCCAGCCAGACCGGUACCGCAGCCCCACCCUAAAGACGAAGAUUCACUGGUCCAGAUGGCAGAGCACAUCCCCGCAGGCACCCGCACUCCCAUGUGUGGCCACUGCAACAUGGUCAUCAGAGGCCCCUUUCUGUUAGCAAUGGGCAAGUCAUGGCACAAGGAGGAAUUUAACUGUGCCCACUGCCGUACCUCCCUAGCAGAUAUAGGCUUUGUGGAGGAGCAGGGAUCUGUCUACUGUGAACACUGCUAUGAGGAGUUCUUCGCUCCGACCUGUGCCCGCUGCCAGGCCAAGAUACUGGGGGAAGUUAUCCAUGCCCUGAAACAGUCUUGGCAUGUGCACUGUUUCCUGUGUGCUUGCUGUCAGCAGCCAAUCAGAAAUCACACCUUUCACCUAGAGGACGGAGAACCCUACUGCGAACAAGACUUCUACAGUUUGUUUGGGACUGGCUGUCAUGGCUGUGAAUUCCCCAUUGAGGCUGGAGACAAGUUCCUGGAAGCCCUUGGAUAUACCUGGCAUGAUACUUGCUUUGUUUGUGCUGUUUGUUGCACUGCUCUAGAAGGGCAUACCUUCUUCUCCAAGAAAGACAAACCUCUUUGCAAGAAGCACGCCCACACAUUGAAGAUAUGAGCGUCAUGGAGUCUUUUCGACCUGUCUCAGCUAGGACUUAUUGUCCCCCCCCCAAAUCAUAUUUUCUUCUUUGCGAGAUGGAAG
Messenger RNA from Lampris incognitus (smalleye Pacific opah), 2154 nucleotides. RefSeq names its product PDZ and LIM domain 5a (gene pdlim5a). The record is from RefSeq and is a predicted model, not a curated record. Gene Ontology annotation, biological process: muscle structure development; actin cytoskeleton organization; heart development. Gene Ontology annotation, cellular component: Z disc; adherens junction; stress fiber. NCBI's taxonomy places the organism in Eukaryota, Metazoa, Chordata, Actinopteri, Lampriformes, Lampridae. Bases 340 to 2070 code for a protein of 576 amino acids. Gene Ontology annotation, molecular function: actin binding; muscle alpha-actinin binding. The transcript has 13 exons.